AUGCGAUCCCUCGUUGAAGCAAGAGAGGCCUGGCAAAGCCUGCAAGCAUACGAAUCUCUGACAGCACUCAAGAAAGCCAUUCAUCACGAGAAUGAGCCUGACUCAUUGACCAAGUCUAGAUCACUUCUGUGGAAGAUAUUUCUCUUGUUCGAAGGACUCGAUCAUUCAGAAUGGCUACAGCGAUCAGCAGAUUCGCGUUCAGCAUAUGCGUCAGUGCGCUCACAUUUGCUACGAGGACUUGAACAUCCAGAAGAGGUCCUGGGCUCGAAUCUAGACCCACUGAGUGAAGAUUCCGAGUCUCCCUGGGCAGUCCUACGUCAAGAUGAGGCAUUGCGGGCCGAAAUCAUGCAAGAUGUGGACCGAUGCAUGCCCGACAACAUAUACUUCCGCCAACCGCAAACGCAGACUAUGCUGUUGGAUGUCCUGUUUGUCUUUUGCAAACUGAACCCGGAUGUGGGAUACAGGCAGGGUAUGCACGAGUUGCUAGCUCCUAUACUGUGGGUCGUAGAGAAAGAUGCCGUGUCGAGUAAAGCCACAGACGACUCUAGCUCAGAAGACAAAAUGUUGUGUCAUGUCUUUGACGCUGACUUUGUCGAGCAUGACACUUUUACCUUGUUUGGUAUUGUCAUGCAAGGAGCAAAGUCUUUCUACGAGCAAGCAGCACAUGCUGCGCCGUCGAAGCUUACUACCACUCCAUCAAGACCUGCAGCAACGCUUGAGAAUCCAAUUCUCACUCGGAUACACAGGAUUUUUGAUGAGUUCCUGCCUCAUGUGGAUCCAACACUUGCGCAGCAUCUGCAGGAGAUUGAUGUGAUACCACAAGUUUUCCUGAUGCGAUGGAUCCGACUGUUGUUUGGUCGAGAAUUUGGUUUCGAUGAGGUCUUGAGCAUGUGGGAUGCCAUCUUUGCUGAUGACCCAAGCCUCGAGAUUGUCGAUCUCAUUUGCUUGAAUAUGCUGUUGAGAUUGCAUUGGGACUUAAUGGAUGCCGACUACAAUACGGCACUGACCCUUCUGCUAAGAUAUCCCGCUCUAGAAGAUGGAAAAUCACCACAGGAAUUCGUGACAAACGCUGUAUACCUCAGAAACAACUUCACCCACGCAGGCGCCAGCACACUAGUCGAGAAAUACUCAGGAAGACCUCUACCAGAGCCUACAGAAACGCCCACCACUACACUCCAACCCUCCAUGCCAGGAAGUCUGCGAAUGCAGCUGCCAGGCCGCGCAUCCAGUAACUUUGAAGACAUGCUCCAAGGAGCAGCAAAAGGCGUACUCCAACGAGGUGAGAAGUGGGGCAUUAACAAGGCCUUUCGCGAUGCCAUGGAUGAAGUACGCAAAGGUGUGCGGGAAAUCCAGGCCGCGCAGACGCCUCAGGCGCCUCCGAGACACUCACGCGGGUUAUCGAGACAAAGCGGGACGUCGGACAGAUCAGCGAAUCCGAGUUUGCAACUUACCGUGCUGGAAAAACGCAACGCGGCACUGUCAAAGAUGCUCAAGAAAGCCAUCGAUGACCUGUGGACCUAUCAUGAGACUGCUGUAGGGGGCAAAGCAGCAGAAGAAGAUUCUGUAAAGGGAUUGAGUAUGGCAAUUGCGAAAGUGCAGUUUGUUCAGGUGUAUCUCGAAGAUGCAUCAGUGCCUCUGUCUGUAGAAGAGGACACCGUUGAGACGAGUAAAGAAGAAGUUAUCGAGGUCACAGAAGUUCAACCCCAAAUCAAGGAGCCGGCAAGUGCCCAUAACGACGACAAACCCGCCGCUCAAGAGACAGUGGAGACGACAGACACCAAGGAGGUUGAUGCCGCGGAGGAUGCAACGAAAUCAGUCGAGGUGUCCACUCAACAAGCCAAAGAUGCUGCACCAACAAAGACCACGAAAACACCCGACAUUCCACUUGAUUUUCACACACCAAGACCCACACUGGCGCAAUCAUCAUUCUCUUGGAUGCUAGGCCAGUCUCCAGAAACAAGCGCCAGCAGCUUUGCUCAAGCAAAAGGACUGGCACCAUCAGAUAUACGACGCCGAAGUAAAGGCUUCUUGUUCGGCGAAGACGACGAUGCGAGAGCAGGAAGCCCAGAAAAGAAGAAAGACAGCAAGAGAGGCAGAGACAGGAAGAAGCAGGUCAAGAAGGAGGUACUGUUUGAGCAAGAGCCUGUCAAGGAGGAAUUUGAUCUGGGCGCUUUAGAAGAGGAGAAGAAGGCAGGGAAAGAGAAAUCAAAGGCCGGAGCUGAUGGGAUCAAGAGUAAAUAA
Messenger RNA from Aureobasidium namibiae CBS 147.97, 2241 nucleotides. Its product is annotated as RabGAP/TBC. The record is from RefSeq and is a predicted model, not a curated record. Lineage: Eukaryota; Fungi; Ascomycota; Dothideomycetes; Dothideales; Saccotheciaceae. The transcript has 5 exons. Gene Ontology annotation, biological process: activation of GTPase activity. Bases 1 to 2241 code for a protein of 746 amino acids. Gene Ontology annotation, molecular function: GTPase activator activity.